Molecule: messenger RNA, 1426 nt
Organism: Cuscuta campestris
Lineage: Eukaryota; Viridiplantae; Streptophyta; Magnoliopsida; Solanales; Convolvulaceae
Source: the annotation of a GenBank genome assembly
CUGCAUUUGUGGAGAGCUCAAACGAGUGACAUGCCAAUUUCGUGCUCCCCCCAGUCCCACUGCUCUCCGCACUUCUUACAACAGAGAACUGUAAGUGCUGCGAGAAUCGGGAGAGAUGAGCCCUACCGCGCGCGAUUGCGACGCGGCGGUGGCCGGAGAGAACAGGCAGGUCAUCUUCAAGGGAUACAUCGAGGGAAUUCCCAAGGAAACGGACAUGGAGCUCGUCACCGGGAACCGGCCGGUCAAUCUGCCGGACGGCGACGGAGGAGCGAUUAUGAUCGUGAAGAAUCUAUACCUUUCCUGCGAUCCUUACAUGCGAGGCCGAAUGCGCGACUUCCGCGGCUCCUACAUCCCUCCUUUUCUCCCUGGUUCGGUUAUUGAAGGAUUUGGGGUGUCCAAGGUUAUAUCUUCAAGCCAUCCAGAUUAUAAGCCGGGUGAGUUGAUCUCUGGUUUCACCGGUUGGGAAGAGUACAGUUUGAUACGCAGGACCGAUCAGCUCAGGAAAAUUCAGACAGACAGUGAUAUCCCGCUCUCCUGCCAUAUUGGCCUCCUUGGUAUGCCUGGUUUUACAGCUUAUGCUGGAUUUUAUGAGGUCUGUAAACCGAGAAGAGGUGACUACGUUUUUGUCUCGGCUGCCUCUGGGGCAGUGGGGCAGCUUGUUGGGCAACUUGCCAAGUUACAUGGAUGCUAUGUUGUGGGGAGUGCAGGGACAAAGGAGAAAGUCAAUCUUCUAAAAGAGAAGCUGGGAUUCGAUGAUGCGUUUAACUACAAGGAAGUUACAAACCUCGAUUCUGCUCUAAAAAGCUGCUUCCCGGAAGGAAUUGACGUUUACUUUGACAACGUGGGAGGCUCCAUGCUGGAUGCAGCACUUGGCAACAUGAGGCUUCAUGGCAGGAUAGCUGUUUGUGGGGUUGUGUCUCAGCAAAGCACCUCUCAUGCACAUUACAAUCUGUUCAACCUGAUCACCAAGCGGAUCAGGAUGGAGGGAUUUCUGCAGAGCGAUUUCCUGCACUUGUUCCCCAGUUUUGUUGAAGAUGUCACGCGUCUGUACAAACAGCACAAGAUUGUGUACGUUGAGGACGUGAGCAUCGGGCUGGAAAGUGCUCCUGCUUCUUUCGUCGGCCUCUUUUCUGGGAAAAAUGUGGGCAAACAGGUCAUUCAAGUUGCCGAAGCUUAACACUACUGUUUUUCAUAUGGGGUACCUUUUCUUGAGCUUUUUGCAUUGAAGAAUGGCUUGUAAACAACUCUAGUAUCUGCAAGCUCAUCUUGAAAGCUUUUUUAAAGGUUUGAAACUCGAACGUGAAGUUUGGGAAUUGCUUAGAACUCAUUUCUUUCACUUGAGACUUGUUGUAGCCUGUAGGACAGUAACAAAUAUGGGUGAGUGGCUGCUUUUCUACUCUCCGAAAAAUAAUAAGGGUAAAACCUG